GAAAAUAAAAAGAAAAAAAUAAAACACGCAUCAAAUUCCAGGCUAUUUCCAGAGUUUCUUUCCAUGCUCUUGGAAGAAAAGUAAUCGAUAUUGACUCCAUUUAUGUUCUUUUAAUAAAAGAUCGAAGGAUCUUCAUCGAACUCCUCUUCUUUCUCUUUUUCUCUAUUAUUCUCGAGAAGAACCAAGAGGAAUUUCUAGGGUUUAGAGAUAAGCAAACAAAGAAAGAUGAAGCCGAUGGAGACGAUUCAGGAUCUGAUUGAGGAGGCUAAACUUCGAACGGUUUGGUGGGCCUUGUGUAUCUUUGCUGUUACUUACUUCUUGUCUCAUACAAGUUCAUCAAUGUGGAUAAAUUUACCUAUAUCGAUUCUUUUGGUUUCUGGAUUGCGCAUUUUGUCUAAUGAGGUGGAGUUCAGCUGGAAAGCACGGCGCUGGACCCAUCGACUGUCUUAUUUGUCUCAUUUGGAGAAGAAACAAUUGUCCGUGAAUGAUUCACGACUUUCUUCUGCACCUCUGCCACCAAGGUGGAAAAGAAAAAUUGAUUCUCCAAUAGUGGAUGCUGCAAUCAAUGAUCUUAUUGAUAAAGUUUUGAAGGAUUUCGUUAUAGAUCUGUGGUAUUCAGAGAUUACGCCAGACAAGGAAGCACCUGAGUUAAUGCGUGAUGUUAUCAUGGAUGCUAUCGGUGAGAUAUCAGGAAGGGUUAAGGAGAUAAACCUUGUUGACCUGCUGACGAGGGAUAUAAUUGAUUUAAUAGGGGAUCAUUUGGACCUUUUUAGACGAAACCAAGUUGCAAUAGGUGCUGAUGUAAUGGGAACACUUUCUACUGAUGAGAGAGACGAAAGGCUGAAGCACCAUCUGAUGAUGUCUAAGGAGCUUCACCCUGCACUGAUAUCUGCUGAGAGUGAGUACAAGGUUCUGCAACGCCUAAUUGGUGGAGUUUUAGCUGUGGUGCUAAGACCUCGAGAAGCUCAAUGCCCACUGGUUCGAACUAUUGCUCGAGAGCUUGUAACUUGCUUGAUAUUGCAGCCUGUUAUGAAUCUUGCAAGCCCUGUGUAUAUCAAUGAGAUCAUUGAACAUGUUUUGUUUGCCAUUAAAGAUGGUGGCCUAAUGGAGAUAACCGGUGAUCAACCUGCUGGAGGUGUACAUAAUGGCGGUUCUUCCUCAAGAAAACAUUCAUCCUUAAAUAGUCAAGGGACUGAUAUUGUUGAUAAUGAAAAAAGCUUUCAAGGGACUAACCUGACUUUGUCAAAAAUUGAUGACCUUAGAGAUGUACCCUUGGACUGUGACUCAAAACAGCAAGAUCCUAUAAAUCCACGUCAUGCAGAUUGGGCACGGGUCUUAGAGGCAGCAACCCAGAGAAGAACUGAAGUUCUUACACCUGAAAAUCUCGAGAACAUGUGGACAAAAGGAAGAAAUUAUAAAAGGAAAGAGACCAAAAAACUAAAAGCAGGUGUUCAGCAUCCUAUGGUGAAGGAUUCUGCAGCAACUAACGCUGAAUUCACUAUAGAUGCAGGGAAGGAAACUUUAACUAACAGCAACAUACUUUCAGCAAGAGCAGAAGAGAAAGCUAUUGCGCAGCUAGAGCAUCAAUUAAGUCGCAAUGAUUCAUCAGGUGAUCAGUAUAAAAAUGGUAAACAAUUUACUGAGGAUUAUGAUGAGGAGUUGUCUUUUGAUAGGACUCAUGCCAAUGAUGAAUUGACUAGCACUAACAUUCCCUCAGUCGAUGAAAAUAAAAGUAGGCUUAAGAGAUCGAAUAGCACUUCUGCUCUGAAAGUCCUGCCUGUUGAAAAAAGGAAAUUUACAGGAGAUGGCAAAGGAUCCAUUAUUUCAGAGUUCUAUAGCCCAGAUUUUGGCAGGCCUGAUGAAGGACUUGCUGUUAAGAAGGUCUCAGAUACGAUACUCCACAGUGGGGCACCCCAUGUUCCUAAUCCUAAGCUGAAGUGCCGGGUUAUGGGAGCAUACUUUGAGAAACUUGGGUCAAAAUCUUUUGCAGUUUAUUCAAUUGCAGUUACAGAUGCAGAAAGCAGAACUUGGUUCGUGAAAAGAAGAUACAGGAAUUUUGAGAGAUUGCAUAGACAGCUUAAAGACAUUCCAAAUUACACGUUACACUUGCCCCCCAAGAGGAUAUUCUCGUCAAGCACAGAGGAUUCUUUUGUUCAUCAACGUUGCAUCCAGCUUGAUAAAUAUUUGCAAGAUCUUUUGUCCAUAGCUAAUGUUGCUGAACAGCAUGAAGUGUGGGAUUUCCUUAGUGUUUCGUCAAAGAAUUACUCUUUUGGGAAAUCGCCCUCGGUGAUGAGAACGCUGGCAGUGAAUGUGGAUGAUGCCGUAGAUGAUAUUGUGCGUCAAUUUAAAGGGGUUUCAGAUGGCUUAAUGCGCAAGGUUGUUGGCUCGCCUUCGACCCUUGGUGAAAUCAAUCCUUCAAUCUACAGCAGGAACUUGUCAUGGCAUGCAGAGGAGAUGAAUAAACAUGUUUCAAGGCAAGAUACAUCAGAAACUGUGAAUAGCCUUCUUAGUAAUGAAGAAAGUCUUAAGCAAGAAAGCCAUAGGCAGGAGGAUGGGUCCAGUGAACAAUCUAGCAGUUGGCAUUCAGACAAUGAGUUGGACUCAAAGGGUUUCCCACCUGGAGUGGUCAAGCGUGAUCAGGAGUCUAGGACCUUAGCCUCAAAGAAGAAACAAAGUCCAGAGGCAAACACUGAAUGGAUUAACCAGGCUGGCUUUGCUAUACCAAAUCCUGCAGCGGCUGCCUCCAGUCCUAUGGAGGACCCAGUUGGAAUGCCACCUGAGUGGACUCCACCUAAUGUAAGUGUACCUCUGUUAAAUCUGGUUGAUAAGGUCUUCCAGCUUAAGAGGCGAGGCUGGCUGAGAAGACAGGUCUUUUGGAUAUCAAAACAAAUUCUACAGUUGAUAAUGGAAGAUGCCAUUGAUGAUUGGCUCUUAAGGCAGAUUUAUUGGCUUCGGAGAGAGGAUGUUGUUGCUAAAGGGAUUCGGUGGGUGCAAGAUGCUUUGUGGCCGAAUGGUACAUUCUUUACAAGAGUAGGGGUUGCACAAGGCACAGUUAGUGAUGGUCAACAAAAUUCGACUCCUUUUGAUGUUAGCCAAUUUGCUGGUCCUAAGGCCCCUAAACAAAGUUCCUUUGAGGAGCAGCUUGAAGCUGCUCGUAGAGCAAGUGAUAUAAAAAAGAUGCUCUUUGAUGGAGCACCAACAGCCUUAGUUGGCUUGAUUGGGACCAAACAGUACAAACGAUGUGCAAGAGACAUUUUCUAUUUCACACAGUCCACUAUAUGUAUGAAGCAACUUGCAUAUUCGAUACUUGAACUAUUACUCGUCUCAGUUUUCCCUGAGCUCCGAAAUCUUGUGUUAGAUCUUCAUGCGAAGAUGCAAGUUCCGCGCUCCUAGCAAGAUGCGUGAUUGCCUUACCGGAUGAUCAUGAAAGCUCAGAGUAUCUAAAUCUCACUUCCAAGAUGGUCUGAUGGAUGAUUAGUUUGGCUUUGCCUACCGUAUGCAUUUUAUCUACUUGUAACAAUGUUGAUAGGUGAUGCAUACGGCAUUUUUGGGUGCACGAGAUGUAGCUAUGCAGCAUAUUAAUUGUAACUGUACAAAGUCGACAUUUAGAGUGUAUAGAAAUCUUUUGUGCAUAUCAUGCUCCUAGUCAAGAAAUGCCCUUGUGUUGGGGAUUCUGUAAUGAUGCAUACUUGAGAGACGGAUCAGUGUAUCAUUCGUUCAUUCAUUAUAGGUGGUUUUGUAAUUUGAGUAGAGGUAAACGACAAAAGAUGGUCGUUUGGAAUUUUUGAGUUUGUGCUAUAGUAUCAAUGCUUAGACCUGUCGUUGACCAGCCA
Jatropha curcas is the source of this 3833-nucleotide messenger RNA. Its product is annotated as phox domain-containing protein. Gene Ontology annotation, molecular function: phosphatidylinositol binding. The record is from RefSeq and is a predicted model, not a curated record. NCBI's taxonomy places the organism in Eukaryota, Viridiplantae, Streptophyta, Magnoliopsida, Malpighiales, Euphorbiaceae.